AUGGACUGGCGGUCGGAUAUUGUAAUCAUGAAUAAGGAUGGCGCGUCAUUUGGAGACGUGUGCGUUUAUCGUGAAGGUGCUGACAAUAUUGAGAACAUCGUCUGUGCACUGCAAGCGAAAAAGUGGAAGAAACCAGUCCCAAUCGACCUGCUUACUAAAGAGCACACAAUGAACACAGAAACUAUUCGAAACAUACAACAAGGAUCAACAUUGGAUAAUCAAAGAAUUAAUAAUAAUAAUGCACGCACCAUUACUGUGCUUAUCACCACAGCAAAUGUUACAGAGCAAGCAUAUUGGCAAUUCAUGUUGAGGGCAGAUAUUCCUGCGGGGGGUUUCGCCAAUAAGGCUCCUUACUCUUUGCCUCUGUUCUUUCUUGAUCAGUUUAUCAGGUCAGCGAAAAUGAGACUCACUAUUUCGACUCAAACGGGAGAAUUGCAUAACGUUGAAGUGGAUUCGCAAAUGGAGUUGGAGAAUUUUAAAGCUUUAGUUGAAGUGGAGACAAAUGUCGCCAUUAGUGAUCAAACUCUUUAUCACGAUGGAAAAGAGCUUAAGGAUCCUAAAAAAACUUUAGCACAAUGUGGUAUUAUCGAAGACGAUAUAGUAGUGCUUCAUAGAAAAACGAACUCUUCAACUGAUAUGUCGGUCGUGGAACAAAUGCGCCGAUAUCUGAUUUCUGACCCUGGUAUAAUAAGACAAUUGGAGCGCACAAAUCCCCCAUUAGCAGCAGCCCUUAAUUCUACUUUGAAUAAUCCACAACAAUUUGCCCAGAUAUAUAACCAAAUCAGAGAUCUUCCCCGACAGGAGCCUAGUUAUUCUACAGGCCUUAACCCUGAUGGAUUAGACAUUGAAAGUCAACGCAAAAUCGAAGAAGCAAUACGACAGCAAAACAUCAAUGAAAAUUAUCAAACCGCCUUGGAGUUCAAUCCUGAGGUGUUUGGUCGGGUAACAAUGCUAUACAUAGAUGUCGAAGUAAACCGUCACCCGGUCAAGGCGUUUGUUGAUUCUGGCGCUCAAGCGACAAUUAUGAGCCCCAGUUGUGCCGAAGCGUGCGGACUUAUGUGGUUGGUCGAUAGGCGAUUUGAAGGUAUUGCGAGAGGGGUUGGAACUGCAAAGAUCUUGGGUCGUGUUCAUAGCUCUCCUAUUCGCGUUGGAAAGGAUCUUCAUCUGGCUUGUUCGUUCGUAGUAAUGGAGAAUCGUGGAGUUGAUUUACUAUUUGGACUGGACAUGUUAAAAAGACACCAGGCCUGCAUAGAUCUGCAAAAGAACUGUUUAAUAAUUCAAGGCCAAGAGAUUCCAUUUCUCAAUGAACACGAACUACCAGAAAGCGCACGAAACGGUGAAUUUGUGGAUGAAGAUCUAGUGACUCCAGGGACGACAUCAGCGAGCGCUGAGGGCACAGCGAGUUCAUCGACAAAUCCUGCUGCUGCAACUGCCGUGUCUUCAUCCGAUUCUUCCUCUUCGCCUUCUUCAGACACGCAAUUGGAGGAAAAGAUCAAACGUCUAGUACAAUUUGGCAUAGACAGAGAAUAUGCUAUUCAACUUUUGGAAGCUACAAAUGGUGAUUUGGAAUCAGCCGCUAAUUUAAUACACUUUGAUUAA
Messenger RNA from Paraglomus occultum, 1599 nucleotides. The record is from the annotation of a GenBank genome assembly. Lineage: Eukaryota; Fungi; Glomeromycota; Glomeromycetes; Paraglomerales; Paraglomeraceae.